Molecule: messenger RNA, 1136 nt
Organism: Sinocyclocheilus grahami
Lineage: Eukaryota; Metazoa; Chordata; Actinopteri; Cypriniformes; Cyprinidae
Product: betaine--homocysteine S-methyltransferase 1-like
Exons: 3
Coding region: 136-768 (210 amino acids)
Biological process (GO): L-methionine salvage
Cellular component (GO): cytosol
Molecular function (GO): betaine-homocysteine S-methyltransferase activity
Source: RefSeq, a predicted model, not a curated record
ACACAGCACUCACACAGUUAACACUAUUAAAUGACAUAGAAUAGUGCAUAAUUAUGCAAAGUAGGAUUCACCUUUCAUUUUUUUGGUUAAUUAAAUGCAUCAUCCAGGUGUUUGAAGUGCACUUCUUCAGCGUGGAUGGAUCCUGAUGCUCUGAUGUUCUGUGUUUGUGCUCCAGGCGCUGAUAUUGUGGGUGUGAACUGUCACUUUGACCCCAUGACCUGUGUGAAGACCGUGGCCAUGAUGAAGGCCGGUGUGGAGAAAGCUGGUCUGAAAGCACAUUAUAUGACGCAGCCGCUGGCGUAUCACACACCAGACUGCUGCUGCCAGGGAUUCAUCGACCUGCCAGAGUUCCCCUUCGCUCUGGAGCCGCGGAUCCUCACGCGCUGGGAGAUGCAGCAUUACGCCAGAGAGGCCUAUAAGGCGGGAAUCCGUUACAUCGGCGGCUGCUGUGGGUUCGAGCCGUACCACAUCCGUGCCGUGGCCGAGGAGCUGGCAACCGAGAGAGGAAUCCUGCCCGAAGCCUCUCAGAAACAUGGAGUGUGGGGCAGCGGCCUGGAGAUGCACACCAAACCCUGGGUCCGAGCCAGGGCGCGUCGUGAUUACUGGGAGCGGCUGAAGCCGGCGUCUGGUCGCCCGCUGUGUCCCUCCAUGUCCACUCCUGACAGCUGGGGGGUCACCAAAGGUCACACCGAGCUCAUGCAGCAGAAGGAGGCCACGACCGCGGAGCAGCUGCGUCCGCUCUUCCGGAAAGCCGACGGCAAACACUGAGGGUCAGAGGUCGAGCCGCGCCGCAUUUAGAAACCUGCGGUACUACAGGAGACACUUAGAGAAAUAAUCUGUCUACCUCUUUCCUUCCUUAUUGUAUGUUUACAAACGCUGAUUUCAUGAAUAGGAUUGUCUACUUCAGCAGGACCAGAAGCUCUUUAGAAACCAGAUUAAGUGUAAUUGUGCCGUUAGAGGCUAUUCUGUAUUUGAUUGCUUUCUGAGCCGCCGCGCAUCACGCUAACAUCACGGAUCGGUCACAUGACCCAUGUGGCGGAGCUGCAUUCCAGAUGUUCGGAACACUCCAGUCCGACCAGAGCUUCCAUUCAAGAGUCGGAUUCCUGAUGCUCAAUAAAAACUCAUCAUGAUCUCAA